Messenger RNA from Porites evermanni, 648 nucleotides. Lineage: Eukaryota; Metazoa; Cnidaria; Anthozoa; Scleractinia; Poritidae. The record is from the annotation of a GenBank genome assembly.
AUGGAUUCAAGACUGAACACAAAUCAGUUGAACGAGGCUUUAAACCAGUUGGCAGAUUGGUUUCCAGAAGAAGCAACCAAUCUGAAAAACAAUCGAGAUGCUAUCAUAAAGUGUAUCUUUGAAGGUACCGAACCUGCACCAGGUUCCAAACUCCUGAGCCUAAAGAGCAGUGCUGCGCAUGAGCCUCCUGCCUCCUUGCCACCUCUUACACCUUGCGAGGAAGCUAUCGGCGUGGUGAUAGUCGAUGCAGUAAUGUUCCUCUUGGGCCUAAUUGGGCUGCAUGUGUCCAACCAACAACGGAUUGCUCGAGCACUUUUAAAAAAUUUAAGCCCAGAUACUCUUCGUGGAUUCCUUCGAGAUAUACGCAAUUUUAACGAAGCCACAGGUGCGUUGAACAAGGCUAAAGCCCUCUUCAAACUCUUGGGUGGGAUUUAUAAAGCUGGCUGUCUCCGUGCUGUCUUCAAGGUGCUCAAGGAAGAGAUGACAUGGUGGGAAUGGGUCAAGACAGGCAUGAUUGCCGUAGCCCAGAUUAUGGUAUGGUUUGCAACUGAUGGCGUUGCCUUCGUAGCAGAAGCAGCCCUGAGCAUCAUGAGCGCCGAAAGUCUAAUAGAGGAUGCAAUUAAAGCUGAUAAAGUGUGUGGAAAGUAA